Molecule: messenger RNA, 1026 nt
Organism: Anopheles coustani
Lineage: Eukaryota; Metazoa; Arthropoda; Insecta; Diptera; Culicidae
Gene: RpS3
Product: small ribosomal subunit protein uS3
Exons: 3
Coding region: 93-827 (244 amino acids)
Biological process (GO): translation; positive regulation of apoptotic signaling pathway
Cellular component (GO): cytosolic small ribosomal subunit; nucleus
Molecular function (GO): RNA binding; structural constituent of ribosome
Source: RefSeq, a predicted model, not a curated record
UUGCCCUAUCGUCCGGCAUACGCUACUGCUCCGAUCUGACAUCUUUCUUUUCUGCUGGUACCACGUUUUACACAAGUUGUGGUUCGGACAAAAUGUACAACUCCGUGUCGAAGAAACGCCGGUUCGUUGCCAAUGGCAUGUUCCGUGCUGAACUGAACGAGUUCCUGACUCGUGAGCUGGCUGAGGAUGGAUACUCCGGUGUGGAGGUCCGUGUUACCCCAACCCGCACGGAAAUCAUCAUCAUGGCCACCCGCACCCAAAACGUGCUGGGUGAGAAGGGUCGUCGCAUCCGUGAGCUGACGGCUGUCGUCCAGAAGCGUUUCGAAUUCGCUCCCGGUACCGUUGAGCUGUACGCCGAGAAGGUGGCCACCCGUGGUCUGUGCGCCAUCGCCCAGGCUGAAUCGCUGCGCUACAAACUGAUCGGUGGUCUGGCUGUGCGCCGUGCCUGCUACGGUGUGCUGCGAUUCAUCAUGGAGUCCGGUGCCAAGGGUUGCGAGGUCGUCGUGUCGGGCAAGCUGCGCGGUCAGCGUGCCAAGUCGAUGAAGUUCGUCGACGGUCUUAUGAUCCAUUCCGGAGACCCGGUGAACGACUACGUCGACUCGGCCACCCGUCACGUCCUGCUGCGCCAGGGAGUGCUCGGUAUCAAGGUGAAGAUCAUGCUUCCGUGGGAUCCGAAUGGCAAGAUUGGACCGAAGAAGCCCCUGCCCGACAACGUGUCCGUGGUGGAGCCGAAGGAGGAGAUCAUGUACUCGAUGCCGCGCAGCGAACCCAAGUUCAAGGUUGCCGAGCUCAACGAAGUCCCCGCGGAGGUGGUGGCCGAGGCGUGAGUGAGUGCUGCUGUGCAAACAUUCGGAGCGCGUGAAGAGGAGCAGUGUCGUUAAGAGAAAGGCUGGUGCGUCAGCUUUGCGUUUAUUUCCUUUUAUUCCUCGUACGAUGGGAAAGAGGGAGGACUAAGAUUGAAGUAUGAAAAUACAUUAAGCAGACGGAUCGGAAAGACCAACAGAGAACCGUUUGGAGAGUACACAA